AAUAAGAAAGCGAAUCGCAACGUGGAAUCUACAAGGUUAAAAUGGUCAAAUUAGAUAAACUAUCUAUCCAUGGCUUUUUGAUAAGGAAAAACAACAGGCCAUUCCUUUCUCUCCAUGCAAUCUGCAUCUACGCUUCUCUUCUACUGUCUCGAGCUUUGAGUGUAUAAGUUAGCCAAAGGCCAAAGCUUAAACAAAUAGAUAGAAAAAUGGCGUGUCAUCAUCUAUGCUCCUCAACUUCUUCUCUUGCCUGUGACCUUCACUCUCUCUCUGCUUCACCCAAACCAAGACCUAUAAGAAGUUCCGCUCCUUCUCUAAAGCUGCUUUCCUUCUCCUCACUAUCUAAAACCUCUAUCCAAGUAACUCAUGUCUCCUUGAAAGACCCCUUGACCAAAGAAACCGAAAAGCCUCCAAAACUCUCCUUUUCGCAGUACCCAGAUGGCAAAACCAAUACCCAUGCGUGGGUCAAUCCCAGAAGCCCCAGAGCUUCAUGCCUCAGGCAAUUGUCUUAUGAUUCCAGGUACUCUUCUCUGCUCCAAGUAGCUGAGUCUUUGGAUUCUUGCAAUCCAAAUGAACAAGAUGUUUUAACUGUUUUGACUAGUUUACGUUACGAUGUUUCGGAACGAGAUGCUGUUGUUGUUCUCAAUAACAUGUCAAACCCUCAUACCGCAUUGCUUGCUCUUAAUCAUAUUCAAAGGACACUAAGGAAACCAAGUCGAGAGGUCAUUCUUUAUAAUGUCACCAUCAAGGUUUUUAGAAAGUCUAAGGAUAUGAAUGGAGCUGAGAAACUGUUUGAUGAAAUGCUUCAAAGAGGGGUUAAGCCCGACAACGUUACCUUUUCAACGUUGAUUAGUUGUGCUAGGGUCUGUGCUUUGCCCGGUAAGGCUGUUGAGUGGUUUGAGAAAAUGCCUACAUAUGGGUGUGAUCCGCAUGACGUCACUUACUCUGCCAUGAUGGAUGCCUAUGGCCGGGCUGCAAAUGUUGAUAUGGCCUUCACCCUGUAUGACCGUGCUCGAACAGAAAAAUGGCGUAUUGAUCCUGUUACCUUUUCAACUUUGAUUAAAAUAUAUUGGAUAUCUGGAAAUUAUGAUGGCUGUUUAAAUGUUUACGGGGAAAUGAAGGCCUUAGGUGCUAAACCUAAUGUAAUUAUAUAUAAUACUUUGUUGGAUGCCAUGGGGAGAGCCAAGAGGCCUUGGCAGGCCAAGACUAUUUACAAAGAGAUGAUAACCAAUGGAUUUUCACCAAAUCGGGCAACCUAUGCGUCACUCUUACGAGCUUAUGCGAGAGCUCCAUAUGGUGAGGAUGCUCUUAAUGUAUGUAAAGCCCAAAACUGUGGGAGGCAGUAGGAAAUAUUACUAACACUUAAGGCAAUUACCAAAAAGUCAAGAAAGCCCAGCAUGUAUUCCCAACUGGAGAAUAAAAGCGGCUUAUCUAAGCCCACUCGUAAAUUAAUUUUGUCCGACCUAGCUCAUUACAUCUCU
Messenger RNA from Durio zibethinus, 1478 nucleotides. RefSeq names its product pentatricopeptide repeat-containing protein At4g16390, chloroplastic-like. Gene Ontology annotation, molecular function: rRNA primary transcript binding; protein binding; mRNA binding. NCBI's taxonomy places the organism in Eukaryota, Viridiplantae, Streptophyta, Magnoliopsida, Malvales, Malvaceae. The record is from RefSeq and is a predicted model, not a curated record. Gene Ontology annotation, cellular component: chloroplast stroma. Gene Ontology annotation, biological process: positive regulation of translation.